GGAUUGAUUACAUAUCUCCAACCAUUAACAUUAAAACAAACAUAUUUAUAGAGAGAAUAUUAGCAGGAAGUAUCCAACUCGAGGAAACUGAAUACUAGUACGUCCUAGACCCCUGGAACCCUUUUGUUGCAUCCCGACCAAGAACCAAAAACAGGCAAUCUAAAGCCAACCAAUUGAGUUUGUGUACUACAAACUUUCGUAUACAAAGUAAAAUGUCUAAAAAGCUGUCACCUUCCCCCAAGGGAUCACCUGCAGUGGUUCCUACUAAGAUUGACAUCCCACCGUCAGUAUUGGCCAUCUCAAACCUUAGAUGUCCAUCACCACCACCAAUAUUGAAUAAGCCUUCGUCAGAUAAAGAUAAAUCUGAGAAAGAGUCUGUCAAGACUUCUGAGAAGGUUAUGCCAACGGGGGUUAUUUUGAGAAAGGAACAAGAAAGAACCAAGGGAAGUGAAGAACUGAAGGCUAGUAUAGAUUACCUUACGAGCCCACCAACUCAAAGUUCUCACCAUAAGGCUCCAUCUGUUCAUGCACACUUUUUUGUAGAUCAAACAUUGAAACCAAAUAAAGAAAGUCGUUCAAGAAGUGGAUCUAGUGCAAAUGCGUCUGAUUACCUGGUACCCUCAACCCCGAUGAUAGUCCCCGACAAGGCAAACCCACCUUCCAACGUACCUAGCAAUGGUGAACAAAAUGCCAAUAUUGACCCAAGAUUACCACAAGAUGAUGGCAAAAUUCAUAUACUUCUUGGUGUAUGUGGAGCACUUUCAUCAACUAAAGUGAAAUUGAUCAUCAACAAACUUUUCGAAAUCUACACUCCAAAUAAACUUUCUAUUCAAUUGAUUCUUACUGAAUCAAGUGAGAAUUUCAUAUCUCAAGAAGUGCUAAAUUAUUUGGAGCAUACUAAGAAGAUUAGAAUCUGGCGCGAUUCAGACGAAUGGACAACCUGGAAGUCUAGAAUGGAUCCGGUAUUACAUAUAGAACUUCGUCGUUGGGCAGAUAUCUUGGUUGUUUGCCCAUUGACAGCAAAUACACUUUCCAAAAUUUCGUUAGGUUUAUGUGAUAAUUUACUUACAAACGUUAUAAGGGCUUGGAAUACAUCAUAUCCAAUCUUAUUGGCACCAUCCAUGGUAAGUUACUCGUACAAUGCAAUUACCACCAAGAGACAACUCAGACUUAUUUCAGAGGAAAUGCCAUGGUUUGAAAUAUUGAAACCGGUUGAAAAAGUUAUUGGAAGUUAUGGAGAUAUUGGAAUGGGGGGAAUGAUGGAUUGGAAUGAAAUUGUAAAUCGCAUAGUUUUGAAAUUAGGCGGAUAUCCGGAUGAAGAUGACGAAGAAGAGGAAGAGAGCAAUAAGAAUGAUAAUGACGACGCUAUAAUAGACGAAGAGGAUGACAAAGAUGAGGACGACGACGAUGAUGAAGAUGAUGAUGACGACGACGAUGAUGACGAUGACGAUGAAAUAGGAUCUACAAUUAAAGGGGUGGAUCAAGUAAGCAUUGUAUAAUCUCGUGUACCUACCCUGUAUAG
Messenger RNA from [Candida] anglica, 1522 nucleotides. Lineage: Eukaryota; Fungi; Ascomycota; Pichiomycetes; Serinales; Debaryomycetaceae. The record is from the annotation of a GenBank genome assembly.